AUGGCCUCCCGACUCUUCGCUCGUGCCGCACUUCCUGCUGCUCGCCGUGUCGCUCCGUCUGCGCCUCGUGUGGCGCGCCGCCGCAUGGCCACCUCGCACGGUGAGAGCGGCAGCAGUGACACCGUUUGGAUGAUUGGCUCUGCUGCUAUCUUUGGUCCUUUGAUCGCCUACCUCGUCAUGGGCUCCUCGAAGGACGUUGCUCAUGCGAAGCCUCACAACGCAGCCGACGACCCUCAUCGGGUACCCAAAAAGGGCGACGUUCCCGCUCCUGAAAUUCCUGAGCCUAAGAACCAGGGCAUGACCGACAGCGAGGGUACGACUGCGACGCCUAAGGAGAUUGCAUCGUCCAUCUCCAAGGCCACUAACGAGGACUCACCCCGUGACGCCCUCAAGGCCGAGGCUUCCGGCAAGGGCGAAGCUGCUGACACUUCCUCGCCUCUUACGCCCGACGUGGACCCUACAUCAGAGGGUGCGCCUGAGGCGAAGGUUGAGAAGCGCGAGCCCAAGAAGGGCACCUUCCAGAGCAGCGAUGACGAGAAGGCGCGUCCUACUGACAUGGGCGACGCCCGUGCCGCUGCUCGUCAGACCGCUCAGGGUCAGGAGAAGGGUAACCCCAAGGAGACCCAGGCCCCGAAGAAGGCAAAAGAGGAGGACAAGCCGAAGGAUGGGGAUGAGAAGGAGGAGGAGAAGGAUGAGUAG
Peniophora sp. CBMAI 1063 is the source of this 699-nucleotide messenger RNA. Lineage: Eukaryota; Fungi; Basidiomycota; Agaricomycetes; Russulales; Peniophoraceae. The record is from the annotation of a GenBank genome assembly.